UAGCGUUCGGUUUGUACAAUGGCCUCGUUGAACAACGAUUUUGAGGAAUUCUUUGGCUCAUUGCGGAAGGAAAAGUUGUCCUCUCGAGAAAUUGAUACUAUUUGCAAACCCUUGCAUGAUUACUUCCAAAGGGAAACAUUGAAAAAGUGGUCCUUAUUGGCAUUGACAUUGGUUUCAUUGUUCAUUGUGCUGCUGUGGUGUGAUAGCUGUACUUGGUUUCUUUCGGCAUUGGGUAGGGAGUUGCUUAUACAAAUUCUUCCUUUUUGGAAUUGGUCAAAGCUGUAUAAUACCAAAUGUUUGAUCGAGAGAGCAAGUGUGGAUCUAAUAGACAAUAGACCGUCUACACUAAAGGCAUCUACAGAUAAUGGAAAUUGUUUGUUGUGUGAACAUAUUGACUAUGUACCAACUGUAUCGAAUAUAACAUUCUCAUUUUUGGAAAAUACUUACCUCGAAAAAGGUCUACCAGUAGUCAUAACCGACUCGCAUGAUGCUCAGAAUCCCUAUGAUUUAUUUCAAACGAUUUUCGAUAACUCUUAUGCAUUCCUGCAAAGUUCACACUGUGAUGUCUCCACCAAUUUGAUAAUAAGAAAGUUCUUCGAGGCUCAAAUUGUUCUACGCAAAGCAUGGAAAUUAUUGGAUACACCCGACAAAUGGUUUAUACAACUGAGGAAUUGUCAAUUUGCUGCUGUUAAAUCAUCCAGACUCUUUAUCAAACGCCCCUAUUAUUACCCUUUGCAUCUGGAGCCAUUCUAUUCUAGUUGGUUAAUUAUAUCGAACAAUUACAGUCAUCGCCAGUAUCAAGAAAUACUUUUGCAAGGCCUAAUCAUCGUCCAACAACUGUCUGGCUCCAACAAUUUAAGAUUGAUACCCAAGACUGCAUGUGAGGAGCUGUGUCCAGUCAUCAACAUUCAAUUGAAGGAAGGCGAGGCUUUUUUGUUUACCACCGACUUGUGGAUUUUGAAUUAUAAGUUGAUGCAAACGAAACAGGCGGGAAUUACCACCAUAAUGGAAAUCGAUUGGUCAGUUUGAGAUGUAAUCAAU
Stomoxys calcitrans (stable fly) is the source of this 1041-nucleotide messenger RNA. RefSeq lists its product as uncharacterized. NCBI's taxonomy places the organism in Eukaryota, Metazoa, Arthropoda, Insecta, Diptera, Muscidae. The transcript has 2 exons. The coding region runs from base 19 to 1029 and encodes 336 amino acids. The record is from RefSeq and is a predicted model, not a curated record.